This is a messenger RNA of Penicillium macrosclerotiorum, 1563 nucleotides long. Its product is annotated as putative proline permease. Gene Ontology annotation, molecular function: amino acid transmembrane transporter activity. The transcript has a single exon. Gene Ontology annotation, biological process: amino acid transmembrane transport. Gene Ontology annotation, cellular component: membrane. NCBI's taxonomy places the organism in Eukaryota, Fungi, Ascomycota, Eurotiomycetes, Eurotiales, Aspergillaceae. The record is from RefSeq and is a predicted model, not a curated record. Bases 1 to 1563 code for a protein of 520 amino acids.
AUGGCGUUAGGCCCGACUCUCGGAACUGGUCUGUUUAUCGGCGCCGGCCAGGCGCUGGCCAUCGGUGGCCCGGCCUCACUGCUCGUAUCCUAUAUAUUUUUAUCGCUUCUGACCUACUUUAUGGCGACGACGGUAGCAGAAGUCGCCUCCCACUCUCCAACUCGACAUGGUACACUAGUUGCAAAUGGGUUUCGGUACAUGACCACCAGCCUAGGGUUCGCCGCCGCCCUUCUCCGUUGGUAUACUAUGGCAAUGUUUGUACCUUACGAGAUCACCACGGCAGUGGUCAGCCUAGGGCUAUGGAAUAAAGGUUCAAGGAUUGCCUCACGAAUGCUGAUCAUCAUGAGUAUCAUCAUCGGGUUCAACUUUCUCCCGGAGAGACACUUUCGAAGCUCCGAACGACUCUUCACCCGGAUCAAGAUCGGCACUUUGAUCUUUCUUCUGGUGCUAACGCUUUCAAUUGGUCUUGGCGGUGCCACUGGACACGAUGUUUGGGGUUUUCAGUACUGGAGAAAGCCAGGAGCCAUGCAUGAAUACUUAAGUCAUGGUGCAAUGGGAAAGUUCUGGGGCUUGUUUCAAUGUCUUCUCCACAGCUCUAUUGCAUUUACUUUCACCCCGGAAUUGAUUGUUCACCGGGCGGAAACUCUGGAAUCAAUUCAUGGUAUAGAGAUCGGCGAAGAAUUGGAUCCAGUCGUUCAAUCGAGCCUCCCACGCAAAGUCGCGGUUGAUGUUGCCACUACGGUAAUUCCCUAUGUCUUCAGUGCCUUGGCCGUGGGCGUGAUGGCUCCAUAUGACAACCCCCUGCUCACCAACAAUGGGGCGGGUGCGGGUAUGUCACCCUUCGUGGUUGGAAUAAAUACUGCACGCAUUCGCAUUCUUCCCAUGACCGUCACGCUUGCCAUUCUGCUUUCCUCAGUGGCCUCGGGUCGGUCAUUUCUCUAUCUUUCCUCACGGACGCUGUGCGCGAUGGCUGAGCUUGGCCAUGCCCAUCAAAUAUUCAAGGUCCGCAACCGAUGGGGUAUUCCAUAUGUUGCUGUGAUGAGUUCUGCGUUGUUUGCCCUGCUUGCCUUCAUAUCAAUCGCGGCCUCCAGCCCCGUCACCACAACCUACUUCCUUGUCUUCGUCAAUAGCUCAGGAUAUCUGUCCUGGCUAGUCUCAUGCGCGAUCUACCGCCAUUUCCGCCGGCGGUUGCAUCUGCGUGGGACCACCAGCUCCUAUCGCUUUGUGGCUCAACCAUUUGGGACAUAUUUCGGGGCCUUUGUAAGUGCCGUCCUACUGCUGUCGAAUGGGCUGGUAGGAGCUAUACCAGGGCCUCGCCCUGGAUCAAGAACAUCCCGGCUCCUUGCAGCAUAUUUCAGCAUCCCAUUGUUUGCGCUUCUCUACUUUGUGCAUCGCUUCCGAGAUAUGAUUCCAUAUCGGUCGCCAAUUUGUGAACCACAAGAGUUCUGUAACAAGGCCGCCUCCGAGGGGAUUCAACCUCAGCAAAGGUCGCCAACUGGAAGUCCUGGGUCUCCCGACACACUUGAGAUGGACCAGGUCUGGUCAAUGGCUAUGGAGGCCUGA